CAAAAAUUGAUUUGUUGUAGUAAGUAGCAAGUAAUAUUAUUUAAGCGUACUUUGCCCUCACAUCAUCAUUAAACGAUAAUGUGUACGCUAAGGACUGAGUAUUAAUUUAAUAAAACACUUGUUUGGUGAAUAUAAAUUCUCAUUGCUAUCAAGUCCACUCAGCUCUGCUCUGGUAUUUAAGUCAAUCAUAUAAUCAACUGGAAUAAAUAAUAAUGGGCAAUAAAUCAAGUCUGCUUUUGCGCGAGGAGGAAAUUGCACAGAUCCAAGAAGCCACUGGAUUUACUCCAAACCAAAUUGAACGACUGUACAGCAGAUUUACGAGUCUAGAUCGGGGUGACUGUGGUACUCUGAGUCGGGAAGACUUCCUGAGGAUUCCUGAGCUGGCUAUAAACCCACUGGGUGAAAGAAUAGUCAAUGCAUUUUUUGAAGAAAGUGGCAACGACAGAGUUAAUUUUUUGCAAUUCAUGCAAGUACUUGCUCUGUUUAGGCCUAUCAAAAAAAAUAGUCCGAAUAGACUGAAUAAUAGACAGGAAAAAUUGAGAUUUGCCUUUAAAAUGUAUGACUUAGAUAAUGACGAAAUGAUCUCCAAAGAUGAACUUUUAGCUAUUUUGCAUAUGAUGGUUGGUGCUAAUAUUAGUGAAGAACAACUCAAUAGUAUUGUGGAGAGGACGAUUGUUGAAGCUGACGAGAACGGUGACAACAUGAUCUCCUUCGAGGAGUUCUGUAAAGUACUCGAGAGGACAGACGUCGAGCAGAAGAUGUCUAUACGUUUCCUUAGUUAGAUAAUUUAUUAUUAUACACAUAUGAAAAUGAAUUAAUUUAAAUAAUUAUACAUAGAGUUAACCAAGUGUAAAUAGUACUUGAUAUAUAUUUAUUUUACGGGUGAACUGCUGAUGCCAUAUACUAGCAAAUGUCUUUUAAUGAUUGAGAUUAAUGGAUCAAAUUUUCUUUUAAGUCAUUGUUAUAAUUGUU
Microplitis mediator is the source of this 972-nucleotide messenger RNA. It is a transcript of the gene elm, whose product is annotated as calcineurin B homologous protein 1. Gene Ontology annotation, molecular function: calcium ion binding. Bases 213 to 782 code for a protein of 189 amino acids. The record is from RefSeq and is a predicted model, not a curated record. The transcript has 4 exons. Lineage: Eukaryota; Metazoa; Arthropoda; Insecta; Hymenoptera; Braconidae.